AUGCCUUAUGAUUCUUUUGGGUUCAACAACCACCACAUUGCUGCCAAUUACUCCGGUUUUGUUGCCUCGCUUAUCCCAGAUUUUCCAAGAUCGUCGUCACCAUGUCUUCGAACAGCUGCAAAUCUUUCUCUAGCUAGAAUUGAUUUUAGUAGUAAUGGGAAACCAUAUAUUGAGAAAUUUAAUACUAUUGUUCGAAUGAUAUGGACUCUCGAGAAUUCGAAAUCAGAGAUCCCAAAUCUGAUGGAAAAAAAGCAAUUGGAUUUUAAUCAGCCGCUUCUAUCAGUGAGGAGGGUCUCCUCAACAGCAUCCACCAAAGAGGCCAAAAUCAAAAGGAAAACUGAUAAAGCUCUCCCCAAAAUACCUCCACUUCCUGUCUACAAAUCAGAAUUGAAAUCAGGUCCAGUGAGGAACCCUGGAACUGUUCCCUUUGUAUGGGAGCGAAGCCCAGGAAGACCCAAGGAUGAAAGCAAACCACAAACUCGGGCUCUUCAACGACCUCCUAUUGCCCCAAAGCUUCCGCCUGGCAGGAUUUUGAAUGCUCAACAGCAAGCUUCAGAUAAAGGUUAUGAAGGCGCCAAGCAAGCUGAUCGGCCCCAAAGAAGAAAUGGCCUUUCCCGUUCUCAAAAUGAAACUAGAGAAGAAAUUUCCAAGGAGGAAAUAGAGGACGGAUCGAGUUCUGGUUCAGAAGGUAGAGACGAAGCCUAUGUGGAUGCACUUGAUACCCUGUCGCGAAGUGAUUCGUUCUUCUUGAACUGCAGUAUCACUGGUGUGAGUGGCUUGGAUGGCCCGGAUUUGAAACCUUCUGGAGCUUUCUUGAAAGAUCAGCAGAGUCGAGAUUUCAUGAUGGGUCGUUUCUUGCCUGCAGCGAAGGCAAUGGUUUCAGAGACUCCUCAAUGUUUUACUAGGAAGCAACCUGUUGUGCGAGAGCUACCGAGACAAAGAGCCAAGGCGGCAAGUGUACAAAGGCGUCCACUAAAUCGAUAUAGUCCAAACAAUAUACCAAAUUAUGCUCAAGCUCAUGGAGUGGAAGAAAGUGAAGAUGAGGAUAAUGACUACGAUAGAUCUGAUGAUCCAUCACUUAAACUUUGUGGGUGGUUACCUCAGCAAUGCCUACAGAAUUCCCUUUGCCUUUUGAACCCUGUACCAGGGAUGAGAAAGCGGGGCCAGGUGCCCAUUUCUUCAGUCCGUACAACAAAGUUUGGAUCUUCAAAUGCUGCUUCUCGUAAUGGCACUGCACAAGAGGGUAAAGGGGCAUCACCCAACAGCAGUCAAUUUCCUCAAUCAGUCCAUGAAGAACAAAGAUGCAUUGAGAUUCCUGAUAAAUGUAGGGAUUCUGGGGCAAGUGGCUUUAUUCAAUGUGCAAAAGGCAGCACAAUUUUUAAAGAAUUAUUGGCCAAUGAGAGCAGAGAAUGGGAAUCAGUCUCUGGAAGUUCUGUGGCGGAGAAAACUCUGUACAUAGAUUCUAUACAUAUGGUAAAACCUCGAAAUUCUAAUUCAAGUUUGUCAGACGUGAAAGGCUUAUCUGAAUACUCAAAGGAUGGUGUUGAGAUACUCGGAAAGAAUAGAGAAAUUGAAGAAACUGAUUAUGUGGAUUCUUCACUUCUGGAUUCCAUGCACUUGAGUGCUGUGGGCGAGAAGACUAAAUUGCGACCUGAUAGCAUGGAGUCUUUUGAUUCUUGUUUUCUAUCGUUAUCCGACAAAUCCAUUCAUGAUGUGCAAAUGGAUGUGAUGGAUGGUUCCAAACAGGAUGAAGACAUCAUGCAGGCUUCUAUCACAUUGGCCUGCCCAAAAGUGGAUAAAGAUGGGAAGAUUGACUUAGAAAGCCCAUUGAAUAAAAAAUCAGGUGACUUAGAAAGUUCUCGUGGCUUUAUUGAAGAUUCAAGCGGAGAAGUGGCUGGUGAUGGCAAGGUUGAUUUAGAAAGCCAACUCUGUAGAAGGUUAAGCGAUGAAGAGAGUCCUAUUGGUUACUCUACACAACUACUUCUUCCCCCACCUUUGCCAAAAUCUCCAUCAGACUCUUGGCUAACGCGUACUCUGCCUAUUGUUUCCUCAAGGAAUUCAUCUUCAAGGUCCCCCCUUGGUAUGCAUUUACAUUCUAGAGUCCAAGCUUCCAAAACACACUCCGUUGACCCGAAGUGGGAAACAAUUGUUCGGACUACUAAUGUACAGCAUGGGCAUUUGCGAUUUUCUGAGGAAUUGCUUACACCGAUACCAGAAGCCUAG
Dovyalis caffra is the source of this 2223-nucleotide messenger RNA. The record is from the annotation of a GenBank genome assembly. NCBI's taxonomy places the organism in Eukaryota, Viridiplantae, Streptophyta, Magnoliopsida, Malpighiales, Salicaceae.